AAAACGAGAGGGCUAAAAAGAACGGAGGGCUGUGGACACGUGGCGUACGUCUGAGGCUCCGUCGGACCACGCACUCUGCAAUUCUAUUGGUCGCAAUUGCGUGGCCAAGGUUCAUGUUCAUUCAUGCAUGAGUCCACAAGAACAGCAUUGUAAUGAAGAUUCAAUGUGAUGUCUGUGGCAGUGAAGAAGCGUCGGUUUUUUGCACCGCGGACGAGGCCGCCCUUUGCCGGAGCUGCGACGAUCGGGUCCACGGCGCCAACAAGCUCGCCGGAAAGCACCCACGCUUCUCCCUUCUUAAUCCCCAAAUUAAAGACGACUCACAACUUUGUGACAUUUGCCAGGAAAGACGAGCAUUAAUGUUUUGUCAAGAAGACAGGGCGAUGUUUUGCAGAGAAUGUGAUGUUCCAAUCCAUAGAGUGAAUGAACUUACAAGAAAGCACAACAGGUUCCUCCUCACCGGAAUCAAGCUUUCCACGGAGGCGCCGCCGUCGUCGUGCCAAGUUGCUUCAGCUUCAGCUUCAGCCUCCUGUUCAAGCAGCAGAUCACGAAUAAUAAUGUCACACUCUGAAACAGAGACCCCAACCUCAGCCUCCAUGGACGUUGCUCCUGAUCCUCCCACGGCAAAUUGUUAUAGUAAUACUUGGAGAGAUGACAACAACACUCAAUCUGGUUUAGAUCAUUCAACCAGCACAAUAUCAGAAUAUUUUAUGGAUGAAAAAUUGCCUGGCUGGCAUUUCGAAGACUUCUUGGAUCCUUCUGAUCAUGAUUAUGGUUUCUGUAAGAUUGAGAAGCAGAUGCCAGUUUUCAUGGAGGAAGAAGAAUAUGGGGACUCUUUGAAUUCCUUAUAUAUAUAUAUAUAUAUAUAUAUAUGUAUACCAGCUUAAAUAAAUUUGCAAUUUUUAUAUCGUUUAUGUAUGGUUGCUAUGUGCUUUUGAUGAUUUGUUAUGUUGAACCAUAAUACUAAGAAA
Andrographis paniculata is the source of this 968-nucleotide messenger RNA. RefSeq names its product B-box zinc finger protein 20-like. Gene Ontology annotation, biological process: regulation of DNA-templated transcription; photomorphogenesis. Gene Ontology annotation, molecular function: zinc ion binding. The record is from RefSeq and is a predicted model, not a curated record. NCBI's taxonomy places the organism in Eukaryota, Viridiplantae, Streptophyta, Magnoliopsida, Lamiales, Acanthaceae. The transcript has 4 exons. Bases 153 to 884 code for a protein of 243 amino acids. Gene Ontology annotation, cellular component: nucleus.